AUGGAGAAGAAGGCUGUUCACUUUGGCGGUGGCAACAUCGGCCGUGGCUUCGUUGCCGAGUUCCUCCACACGGCAGGUUAUGAGGUUGUCUUCGUUGAUGUCAUGGACAAGAUCAUUGAGGCUCUCCAAACCACCAAGUCCUACGAAGUCACUGAAGUCAGCGAUGAGGGCGAGUCAACCAAGACCAUCACCAACUACCGUGCAAUCAACUCCAAGACUCAUGAGGCCGAUGUCAUCAAGGAGAUCGCAACUGCUGAUGUGGUUACCUGCGCCGUGGGCCCUAACAUCCUGAAGUUCAUCGCCCCUGUCAUUGCCAAGGGUAUUGACGCUCGUACCAACACUACCCCAUUGGCUGUGAUUGCUUGUGAGAACGCCAUCGGUGCCACCGAUACCCUCCACGGAUUCAUCAAAGACAACACCGACGCGGACCGUGUUGAAUCUAUGCAAGACCGAGCUCGAUUCGCCAACUCUGCUAUCGACCGCAUUGUUCCUGCUCAACCCGCGGACAGCGGUCUCAACGUUCGCAUCGAGAAGUUUUACGAGUGGGCCGUCGAGUCAACACCCUUCGGCGAGUAUGGUCCUCCGAAAAUCGAUGCCAUUCACUGGGUUAGCAACCUAGAGCCUUACAUUGAGCGCAAACUGUUCACCGUCAACACCGGACAUGCCACCGCAGCCUACUAUGGAUACCACGCCGGCAAGAAGACUAUCGCCGAAGCCCUGCAGGAUAAGUACAUUCGCGGCAUUGUUCGGGAUGUGCUUCAGGAGACUGCCGCACUUAUUGUCGACAAGCACGAAAUCAGUGCCACCGAGCAGCAAGAAUACGUCGAGACCAUCAUCGCCCGAAUCUCCAACCACUAUCUGGAAGACAGCGUGGAGCGUGUGGGUCGUGCCCCGGUGCGCAAACUCUCCCGCAAGGAGCGAUUCAUCGGUCCGGCUGCACAACUAGCUGAGCGCGGUGGAAAGUUCGAUUCACUGAUGGGAUCUGUUGAAAUGGCCCUGCGAUUCCAGAAUGUGGAAGGUGAUGAGGAGAGUGUGGAGCUGGCCAAGAUCCUCAAGGAGAAUUCGCCUGCCGACGCUGCUGUCCGAUUAACCGGCUUGGACCGAGACCACCCUCUCUUCCCCCAUGUGGUCAAGGUCGUGGACGGUGUACAAUCUGACGCAAAGUAG
This is a messenger RNA of Penicillium soppii, 1167 nucleotides long. RefSeq names its product mannitol-1-phosphate 5-dehydrogenase. Bases 1 to 1167 code for a protein of 388 amino acids. Gene Ontology annotation, biological process: mannitol catabolic process. NCBI's taxonomy places the organism in Eukaryota, Fungi, Ascomycota, Eurotiomycetes, Eurotiales, Aspergillaceae. Gene Ontology annotation, cellular component: cytosol. The record is from RefSeq and is a predicted model, not a curated record. The transcript has a single exon. Gene Ontology annotation, molecular function: mannitol-1-phosphate 5-dehydrogenase activity.